This is a messenger RNA of Pygocentrus nattereri (red-bellied piranha), 3230 nucleotides long. RefSeq names its product RLA class I histocompatibility antigen, alpha chain 11/11-like. The record is from RefSeq and is a predicted model, not a curated record. The transcript has 6 exons. Gene Ontology annotation, biological process: immune response. Lineage: Eukaryota; Metazoa; Chordata; Actinopteri; Characiformes; Serrasalmidae. Bases 220 to 1230 code for a protein of 336 amino acids. Gene Ontology annotation, cellular component: external side of plasma membrane.
CUUUCCUCGAUCUUUUUGUCCGGAUUAAAGAGUUUAUUUCUGUCUUUAUGGUUCCAGUCCAUAGUGAAGGAUUGGAUACGCCAUGACGUCAUUGCUGCUCCUCAUCUUCACUCUUCAUCUCGUUUCAGCAGCUGCCCAUCUUGUGCGGUCUGAUGUUGACGCCUUAUCUGCCUUGAUCGUGGACCCUGCUUGCUCACUUUCUGGACCACUUUGACUACCAUGGAGCUUCCUGAUGUGCAAUGUUGUGUAGAAAGCCUCACCUGCAUGCAACUGACCAUCUUAAUGGUGCCGUUUCUGCACCGAGUCAAACGAAACUCCCACUCUCUGGACUACUUUUUCACUGGAGUCGCACCAGGAAUCAACUGUGCAGAGUUCGCUGUUGUUGGACACGUGGACAGACUUCAAGGCGGGUAUUUUGACAGUAACAGCGGGAAAGUGAUCCUGACGGGAGAGUGGCUAAAGGACAAUAAGGAUGAAGAGCACUGGAACAAGAUAACAAAGAUUUCACAGUUUUAUCAGGAGGACUUUAAUGUCAUUAUACCUGCAGUAAUGAAGCUCUUCAGUCAGACUGGAGGGAUUCACACAUGGCAGUGGACGAUUGGCUGUGAGCUGCAUGGCAAUGGAACUAAGAGAGGAUACAGCCGAUACGGUUACGAUGGAGAAGACUGGCUCACUCUGGAUCUGAGCACCUCCACCUGGACUGCAGCCAACGCUAAAGCUGUUAUUACCAAACAGGAGGAGAAUACAGCUAAAGCCAAAGGCCAUAAGAACUUUCUGGAGAAUGAUUGUAUUGAGUGGUUACAGAAGUAUGUGGAAUUCGGCAGAUCCACUCUGGAGAGGAAAGUUCCUCCUGAGGUGUCUCUGUUCCAGAAGGACUCUUCUUCUCCAGUGGUGUGUCAUGCUACAGGUUUCUUCCCCAAAGCAGUGAUGAUCUCCUGGCAGAAUAAUGGAGAGGAUCUGCAUGAGGACGUGGAGCUCAGUGAGACGCUACCCAACCAGGAUGGAACCUUCCAGAAGAGGAGCAUUCUGACCGUCUCACCUGAGGAGCUGGACAGACACAACUACACCUGCAUCAUUCAGCACAGCAGCCUGGAGGAGCAGGUGGUGUUACUGGUGUCUGAGCGCAGAGUUUCAGGUGGAGUCUGGAUUGGUACCAUCAUUGCUGCCGUAGUGACUGUUCUCCUGAUUUUCAUCUGCGUUGGAGUUUUUGUGUGGAUGAUGAAGAAGUAGCAGUCUGGUAAGAGAAGGAAAUAAACACGUCCCAACACUACGGAAUUACUAACUGAGGAUUUACUGUGGAUUACAAAUAUGUUAUUCAGACUUUUAUUUCGUAGCAUCUCAAAACCAUCACUGAACCGAAUCACAAUAGACCUGGAAUACGGCCUGUUUAGAGUGACACAUGACACAGUGGCUAAUAUUUGUAACAGAUAUUCCAGGUUUUUUUUUAUAAACUUUUAAUUUUAUGUAAACUAAGAGCCAGAUACAGUCAUAAAAUAAAAAGCUCUGUCAGCUGUUUAGUCAGUAACAAUGUUCAGUGUAAAACAGUUGCUCUGUAUGGAAUAGAGAUGCAUCGUUUUCAUUGUGUAUGUGUUUGUUCGGCUCUGACUCUUGUAAAAAUCUGAAGUCUGUUUAUGCAUAUUAAUGAAACACUCACUGUUAGCAGUCUGCUAACCCUCCGUUAUAAAGAAAGAACACUCAAGUAGAGCUGAAAUAGGUGUAGGUGUCCUUGAGCAAGACACCUAAAGCCCAACUGCUCCCCGGGUGCUGCCGAUAGGGCUGCCCACCGCUCCGGGCAAGUGUGCUCACUGCCCCCUAGUGUGUAUGUGGUGUUUCACUGCCCAGAUGGAUUAAUGCGGAGAUGAAAUUUCCCCAUUGUGGGACUAAAAAGGGUCACCUAAUAUUAAUCUUAAAUAGUUCAGUCCUGAAUUCCAUGUAUGAGCCCCUUAAAACUGGCAAUUUUUCAUCAUCUCUAGUACACAACAAGCGGUGAAUCUGAGUAUAAACAACAUAAAUGCAUGCCAGUAUACUCAACUCAGCAAACUAACAUAUUAGUUGCUUCUUAAAAGUGCUGCACAUUUUCUGUUGAAACAAAACUCUAUAUUGAGCUGUUUUUGACUGUAGGAGAGACACAUCAUUCAAACCCACGAGUUUCCCGUUUAUCCAGAGACCUUCAGUUGAGGAGAUGUUCUGGUUCUAAUUCAUACUUUACUGUGUAAAGCUAGAACAUUUAUUUGCCUGCACAGCAGAUACCAGACUUCUUUCUACGUCACCUUCACUUUCAGAUUAAACCUUUACAUUUCAGUGGCUGAGAGAUCUUAACACACAAACAGAGGCUGUGCUCCACUGUUGACGUAUGAGUGAAAAACCCUGAAACGUGAAACGCUGUAAAUUUAAAGUAGAACAUGGGAGCUUUUUAAAGAGCUCGGUCACAUCAGUUCCACUGGACCACUAAAAUUCCGUUUAUACUGCCCUUGUGCACCUUUAUAACUUAAUUUGCAUAUAAUUUACCAAUGCAGUCACAUGUUGUUGCGGAACCGUUCUUGUGGUCUUGUGAUACUGGUUCAGUACCAAGUCAAAUACACAAUGUGGCCAAAAGUAUGUGGACACCUACCCAUCAACCUUAUAUGAGCCUGUAGAACAUUCUAAAACCAUAGAAAUAAGAGCUUCUCUCAUGUGUCCUGUAAACAGGGGCCAUAACUCUGUUCUGAAUACGUUACUUGUUAUGUACUGUAAUGAAAUACGUUACCGAACACAUUUAGCUCAGUGUGUUCAGUGUUCAGCCAGCAUUUAUUUUUCUAACUCUUCUGCCAAUCAAUAUGUAUCUAUAGAAGAAUUUGAUUAGCACUGAUUUCAACAAUAUAAGCUUCUUCACAGGGUGAAAGAGUGUCGAGGUGUGUUUUAGGCGGCUUCUACUAAACUUUAAGGAGAUCAAAGAAUCGUCAUGUAAGGUCAAAAUGGUUCAUAGCCGAAAUGCUAUCAAAUCAAAUUUAGUAAUAACUAAUAACUAAUGACUGUAUGAAUUUAGGAUUUGCACCAUGAAACAAUGUGAGAGAGAGAGAGAGAGGGAGAGCUGUUCUUUGUUCAGGAAAUUGUCUCUGUUCGUUCCACUGUGCAGAACAGCGGCUUAGAAGAUGGAUGGAUGGAUGGAUGGAUGUUUCUUUGCUUUUUAAAGAGAAAACAUUCGUGUGAAAUGCCCAAGUGUGUGAAUUUUAAAUAAAACUUUUUUUGUA